GCCAGAUAACAAUAGUGAAGACGUGUUCCUCACUCACACUAACUAAAAGUUCUCUCAACAUCCACCAAGAUGGGCAUCCGAAAAAAGACCACCAAGAACCCGCCGGUGCUCAGCCAUGAGUUUGUGAUCCAGAACCACGCGGAUAUUGUGUCCUGUGUCGCUAUGGUGUUUCUCCUGGGUCUUAUGUUUGAGAUUACAUCAAAGGUAGCGGUUUUGUUCAUAACUGUGCAAUACAACGUCACGAUUCCAGCAAAUGGAGGUCCAGAGGAAGCGACAGUGAAUUACUUUCAUUAUGGUCUGAAAGAUGUGGCCACUAUUUUCUUUUACAUGUUGGUGGCCAUUAUCAUGCACGCCAUUAUUCAGGAAUAUGUGCUGGAUAAAAUCAACAGGAAGAUGCACUUCUCUAAAACCAAGCACAGCAAGUUCAAUGAGUCGGGUCAGCUGAGUGCCUUCUACCUCUUCUCCUGCCUGUGGGGAGCCAGCAUUCUUGUUUCUGAGAACAUCCUCUCAAACCCUGUCAGCCUGUGGGAUGGCUACCCACACACCCUAAUGCAGUUCCAGAUGAAGUUCUACUACAUCUGUCAGCUCGGCUACUGGCUUCAUGCAAUCCCAGAGCUUUACUUCCAGAAGGCCAAGAAAGAAGACAUUCCUCGCCAGCUUGUUUAUAUAAGCCUUUACUUGGUCCACAUCGCUGGAGCCUACGCUCUGAAUCUGAACCGGUUGGGUUUGGUGUUGCUGGUUCUGCAUUACUUUGUUGAGCUCAUCUUCCAUGUGUCCAGACUCAUUUACUUCAGCAAUGAGGAAAGGCAGAGUGGGUUUACAGUGUGGGCUGUUCUGUUUGUGCUGGGCCGGCUGUUGACUCUGUCUCUGUCUGUUCUUACUGUGGGCUUCGGCCUUGCAGGAGCAGAGAAACAGGGUUUGAAUCUUGCAGAGGGAAGCUUUAAUGUCCUGUUUGUGCGAGUGACCGUUCUGGCUGCCAUAUGCAUCACUCAAGCUUUUAUGAUGUGGAAAUUUAUCAACUUCCAGUUGCGACGAUGGAGAGAACAAGCACAGACUCAGACCUUAAAGAAGAAAUCAUCCUCUUCUAAGAGCAAAUCAAAGAAAGCCAAUGGUGUGAAUGGAUCUGUUGGAGCCAGCGGAGCAGAUUCCCCCAGAGCGAGGAAGGAGAAGUCAUCAUAAACCUCCUGCAUUCCCAGCUUCCCAAAUCAGCACCAUCAUUCCUCUGCGUUUUCCCUUCACCCUCUUGUUUAUCAGAAAGAAUGAAAAAAAAAAAAACUUGCAACUUCCUCAUCCUGCUUCUUGAUCCUGUAGGAUGUCGAAUGCCAUAUUUUACAAAGCCAUUCAACUAUUAUGAGCGGCUUAAUGAAAUGUGGCUUUAGGGGAUUUUGAAGAGGGUCUUUUUAUUCCCUGCGCAUUCUGAGGUCCAUUUGCUUUCUGCCUUUUUUUUUUUUUUGCUAAUGCUGCAAUCUCAAAUCCCAAAUCUAUGAUCCAGCCAUACCUGCAAAGAAAACAUGAGAACUGUGGGGGGCGGGAAAGAAAAGUAACUUAUUUUUUUACAAGUGCCUAAUCAUACAUCAUUUUGACAGGUCAGAGAGGGAUAAUCCAAUAUUUUAGCUUGAGUAUAAAAUCAGGGUUGUAUUUAAAGUUCUCUGAAGGCUCAGUUUUUUGCUGAUUCUGUCCUAUGCAUUUGGAACCACGUCUACAGUCUCUCCAUUUGUGUUGUUGUGUUGAAGCAUCAUCAGAUUUCUAGAAAAAAAAACGUUCAUUAGCAAAAGAUCACAAGCAAAGACAUUCAUCUGAUGCCUUAUUUUAGACAAGUUCAUGAAUUGCGUUUGUUGCACUGUAUUGUGUAAUUUGGUCGAGUUAAGCAAUUAGUGUAAUGCUCCACACAUUGUUGAUUUAGCAAAGAAACUAAAGCGAUGUGCUUUUGAUUUGUCAAUAGAUUCCACCAUUUAAUCUUGGACUUUGCACAGCUGACUUUGCUGUUUGGUGUAGAUAACACAUGAAAAUGUCAAAUCACAUUCCAGUGAGAUUGUGAAACUCUGGUCAAAAUCGAAGGAAAAGUUCUCCUAAUUUCUCAGUUUUGGCUUAAGAACAGCAAUAUGUAACAAUGAAGAAAGGAACAAGCAUUGUUAUCUCACAUUACUUUCAAAAUACAACCAAGUUGACCAACAAGCAGUGAAUACGUUAAUAAAUGUCGUUUUCACAGUUA
Danio rerio (zebrafish) is the source of this 2212-nucleotide messenger RNA. It is a transcript of the gene tram1, whose product is annotated as translocation associated membrane protein 1. The record is from RefSeq and is marked provisional. Gene Ontology annotation, cellular component: endoplasmic reticulum membrane; membrane. NCBI's taxonomy places the organism in Eukaryota, Metazoa, Chordata, Actinopteri, Cypriniformes, Danionidae. Gene Ontology annotation, biological process: SRP-dependent cotranslational protein targeting to membrane, translocation.